AUGUGUGUUACCUUGGACUCCCCUCGGCUCCCCCUAUUCAUGUGUGGAAUCUCAUUGUUGGUGGGGACAUCAUUCAGGCUAGUGUUUUAAGGUCUGGAGAAAGAGAGGGAGGGAGGCUGGUUCUCGGUCCUAGUUCAUUAGAGCUGUGUUUGGAGGACUGCACUGAGAGUGGGCACUACGUCUGAACCUGACAGCUACACUUUGGUGAAUAGGUUAGAAGAUUCACAGAUCUGUGGGAAAGGGCCAAGAAGACAGUAGUCUGAGGUUUGGAGUAUCUGACCGUAGAGAAGCCAGAGAGAGCACGAGUCCCUUUGAAGAUGACACCUGCCAGUUUGGUGUUAGCCUGGCUCCUGCUCACUGUGAGGACAGUCACCUCUGCUGUGUAUCUGGAGCCUGAGGAGGAGGGGUCAGGGGGACAGGGUUUGUUAAGCGUUGUCCCGCUGACCCCUUCUUCUCUUCUAGAGCUCAAUGAAACUGUCCUCUGCACCAAUGACCAGAUGGAGGUAGUCAUUCCCAGUGCCUUCUUCCUCAAUAAAUUGCCACCCAUUUAUGUCUGGGAUUUGCACCUAAAUGACCCAGAGUGCCGUGGUGUUGAGAUUGGAGAUGACUAUGUCUUCAGCAUCAAGACUAAUCUCUCUGACUGUGGGACGAUCAUGGCAUCGGAUGACACACAUAUUAUGUUCAUUAACACCAUACGCAACAACGAUUCGGAUGUCAUCACAAGGAACUACAUAAACAUCACGUUUGUCUGCCGCUACCCAAUAAACUACAUGGUCCAGCAACCUAAUGGGGAAAACAUGAUCAGGGUGGAUGUCAAGAUGAUCACUCUGAACACAGAAGAUGGGAACUUCUCUGUGUCCAUGUUGCUAUAUAAAGACAAGGACUUUGAGGACAAGUGGACCACUGUGCCCUCACUGACACUGGAUGACAACAUCUACGUUAAAGUUUUCAUGAUACCGGCUCAUCUUUUGCUGCGUGUGGAGAGAUGCUGGGCUACCCCAACCAACGACCCGUACAGCAACAUCCAGUACACCUUCAUUAAGGACAGCUGCCCCGUGUUGUCAAACGAACAGACGUUGACAGUGCUGAAGAAUGGACAGGGGCCAGAGGCUAUGUUCAGGAUACAAAUGUUCAAGUUCGUGGGCAGCUCUUACAAGGAUGUGUUUCUCCACUGCAAUGUUCAGAUCUGUCACAACACACCUGGGGUCUGUCAGCCUAACUGUUCUGUUGAGGAUAGCUCCAGGCGGAUGAGAAGAGAUGUUGCCAUGUCCCAUACAGUAUCUUAUGGACCAAUCAGGCGACGUCUGCCUGAGAGUGACCAACCCAGCCUGAACUCUGGAGGUGUGCUUUCGGUGGAGACGUUUGUCCUGGGAGGACUGCUGGUGGUCCUACUGCUGAUCACUGGAGUGUUCGGGAGGCUGUGGCUGAGAACCAGACACUCUUACCCAGCACAGGAGGCUGCUCAGCUCACUCUGUCCAAUAUACACCACAUCUCAGAGGUAGCCUCCUAAGAUAGCCGAGCAGACCAAUAGUCCAAGCUAUGAGAACAGAUGUCAAACGGUGCAUUCAUACAUAGAUCUACAAAGGCAGACACACAAAUGCAAGCAUGCACAGGCAUGCAUGCAGUGGUGUAGUGGAGGGUGUAUGCAAGUAUACGCCGUAUACACACUUAUUUUUCAGUGGGCAUUGCGUAUACUCACUUCUUAAUACCCACAAUGUGUAUUGAAGUAGUGUAGUGGAGGUAU
Messenger RNA from Salvelinus sp. IW2-2015, 1745 nucleotides. RefSeq names its product pancreatic secretory granule membrane major glycoprotein GP2. The record is from RefSeq and is a predicted model, not a curated record. Gene Ontology annotation, biological process: neutrophil migration. Gene Ontology annotation, cellular component: apical plasma membrane; cell surface. Lineage: Eukaryota; Metazoa; Chordata; Actinopteri; Salmoniformes; Salmonidae.